GAAAAUAUUUGCUUGUCACUUGUGUCAUAAAAGGUUCUCGCAAUCCUGCAACUUGAAGACACACAUGCGAGUUCAUUCUGGUGAACGUCCAUUUGAGUGCACGGAGUGUGAUAGGCAGUUCACGAACAAGGUCAACCUGCAAACUCAUAUGAGGACUCACACAGGGGAAAAGCCUUUCGUCUGCAUUGUCUGUGCCAAUCAAUUUACUCAGGUAGGCAUUUAUACAGGUUUUAUUCUUUAA
Molecule: messenger RNA, 241 nt
Organism: Helobdella robusta
Lineage: Eukaryota; Metazoa; Annelida; Clitellata; Rhynchobdellida; Glossiphoniidae
Exons: 1
Cellular component (GO): nucleus
Source: RefSeq, a predicted model, not a curated record